AUGGAGUUCAACUUCAACACUAUGGUAAAGCACGUCGAUCACGAAAAACAUCUCAGCAAAACCGAGCUCCUGAGGCUGGCUCUCCACCGAAGUAGGAAGAGGCUUGGCGACGGCGAGUAUUUAGCAUAUCUCUUCAUCGGCACUCCGGCGGUACCUAUCCCGGUCAUAAUCGACACGGGCAGCGACCUAACGUGGACCCAAUGCGCACUUUGCGAUAACUGUUCCGUACAGCCGACUCCCUUAUUUGACCCUGCGAAAUCCACCUCGUACGUAGCCUUAAAAUGCCCAAAUAAGAAGUGCAAAUUGUACAAGUCUGAUGGCUGCAAUAAACGUCUGCCUGGCACCACGUGCGCGUACAACCGCACGUACGGAGAUGGCAGUAGAAGCCGAGGCGACCUGGCCACCGAAACCUUCUGGUUCGAGGGCGUCCCGGUACCCGGAGUCCUAUUCGGCUGCGCAUUUCACAGUUACGGUAGUGUAGUGGGUGGAGGCACGGGGAUCUUGGGCCUGGGCCGAUGGGAUGAUAGCAUCGUCUCCCAACACGACGUGCACGCGUUCUCCUACUGUCUGUCCACGUUCGACUCCAAUGGGACCGGCCGUCUCUUUAUGGGUUAUGGGGCCCGCGCGCCCCCGGGCGCAGCCACCACGCGACUUCUCAGGUACCCAGGCGCUCUCAACAGCGGCUUUUACUAUCUCCGUCUCCAGGGUAUCACCAUCAAUGGGGUCCUCAUCCCCAUCAACUCCUCCUCCUCGUUCAAAGGGAGAAAGGACGGGUCGAUGGAAACGAUAUCGAUCGAGUGGCGAAAUUUGAUAUGUAUUGUUUAA
This is a messenger RNA of Striga hermonthica, 825 nucleotides long. NCBI's taxonomy places the organism in Eukaryota, Viridiplantae, Streptophyta, Magnoliopsida, Lamiales, Orobanchaceae. The record is from the annotation of a GenBank genome assembly.